Molecule: messenger RNA, 2938 nt
Organism: Saprolegnia diclina VS20
Lineage: Eukaryota; Oomycota; Saprolegniomycetes; Saprolegniales; Saprolegniaceae
Exons: 20
Coding region: 29-2875 (948 amino acids)
Biological process (GO): exocytosis; Golgi to plasma membrane transport
Cellular component (GO): exocyst; plasma membrane
Molecular function (GO): phosphatidylinositol-4,5-bisphosphate binding
Source: RefSeq, a predicted model, not a curated record
CGGAAAUAGUGUUAGUACAAAGAUCGCGAUGGAGCCCAAGAAGCACCUCGUGCCCCGCGCCGACAUCCAGCACACGCUGCACGCCCAUUUCCAGGCGGCGAAAGCUCCAGAGAAGACCAAGGAGAAGCAUGUGCGCAAGCAUGUCGUCGCCUUCCUCCACGUCAAGAAGCUCAAGACGACGUCGGCCAAGCGCAUGUUUGGCUCCUUUGGCAACUCGACCUGCAAGCUCCUCUGCAUGACGACGCACGAUGUGGUCGAGAAUGGCGCGACCAAGGUCGUGGGCCAGCUCCACUAUGUAAACUUCCAAGCCAACUACACGAUCGACUGCCGGAAGACGUGGGCGCUCGACGACCUCGAGUCGCUCGAGGACUGCUCCGAGGACGUUGUGAGCUAUCCGCGCGGCAGCUUUCGCCUCAAGUUCCGCGACAAUAAGGACGCCAACGAGCCGUUCCAUUGGGUUGCCCAUGCCAGCGAGUCGCCGACGGCCAUGAAGGAGUUUGUUUGGGCGCUCUCUGCCUUGUACGUCGAUACGCAGCAUGUCGUGGCCGAGUCGACGUUUUCGCUGCAAGAGCUGGCCGAGCUCGCGACCGCAAACGACCUUGCAGGCAAGUACGGGCUCGAUGUGGACUUGCUCGCCUUUCAGCAAACGCCGCAGCACACCGAGCGACGCCGCAGCUGGGACGUACUGGAGGCCCCGGCAUCGCCCGCCAAAGACACCACAGUGACCAAGUCGAUCGAGGUGGCCGAUGCCGUCGCGCUCCUCGCGACCGUCGAUUGGGACACGGCGUCGGUCGAGUCGGUCGAAGCCGCGUGGCACGACCGCUUGCGACUGCUGGACGACGCCAACAUGGAGUUUCUCCUGACGUUCCAGGGCACGUCGAAUGGCGACGAGAAGAAGGCGAUGGACCCACUCCUCGCAGCCAUUGAUGGCGUCCUGCGCGAAGUCAAGAUGGCCGAAAAGUGGACCGAAGACGCCGACACUACGCUCGGCAACACGUCCGCCAACAUGGCGCAGUUCGAGUCGCUCAACAGCCAAAUGGAGGUUCACUUCAAGAACAGCGUCGCGCUCGAAGGCGCCCUUCGAACCCUCAUCGAGGCCGUCGACGUCCCGCGGGAGCUCCUCGGACCGCUUCUCAAGCCCGUCGGCAUCUUCCCGACCCAAAACAGCCCCGAAGCCGACCCGAGUGUUCUUGCGACCAUCGUCGCCGCAGUCCAGCGCGUGGACGCCGCCAUCAAGUCUGUCGACGCGUACCCGGCCAAGCACAUGGCCGCGUUCCAAGCUCGGCGGGACGAGUUUGUCGCGAUCGGGAGCAACUUUAGUGAAAAGCUCGCGGGCGGCCUCGACCUCUUUCUUCAGCAGCGCGUCAAAGCGUGUCUCCAAGAAAAGGCGCAGAACCGACGGCAGUCCGUGAGCUCGGCCAACGACAUGCCGCGCAAGACCCUCCACGUCUUUGGCCGCGACCGCGAGGCCUCGGCACUCCCGCCAAAGGACAGCCGUGUGCGCAGCCCCAGUACGGCGAGCGCCGACGACGCCGACUGGAGCUUUUGCAACGACACGCUCCAUCGCGAGCUCAGCAAGUACAAGGAACUCUGUUCCAGCGUGAGUGUGCUCAGCGGACGCGCCACGACGCACCUCCGCGAUAUUUACGCCAAGCACGUGGCGCAGAUCUACGGGCCGCACGUCCAGACGGUCUUUCGCGCACUCAAAGAAAAGCUGCCCAAGGCCAAGGCGGCGACAAGUCUGCCGGGCAAGUCGUCGUCGUGGAGCCUCACGCUGUCGUUCUCGCACGCGCCCGAAGUGGCCUCGACCAUUACCGCGUCGCAGCUGCUCAAGCAAGGCCUCGAUCACGUGCUGCCGUUGUGCGCGUCCGAGCAAGCGUUUGUGCAAGGCAUGUUCUUUCACAGUGACGGACCAGGCAUCGCGGGACAGCGCAAGGCCAAGUGCGAGCCGCCAGAGCUCACGAGCAUGAUGGAGGCUGUGUUUGAAAAAAUGCUCAAGCGGCUGAUCGACUUUGCUGAGGCCGGCGUGCACAGCAACAUGAUGGAAGCCUUGUCGAUGAUCGUCACGGCGCAAGUCGCGGCCAGCGACGUCAAGAGUGACUUUGUGACCAACACGCUUCUCUACUUGCAGCUCCACCUCAAGCGCGUCUUCUCCAAGUACAUUGAAGAGCAGGAAGCUUGGCUGGAACACAUACACCCGGACACGCGCCUCGUCGGCGUCCUCGGGCCCGUUCAAAAGAUGAUGACGCUGAUCGGGCGUCUCGAAGGCGCAGGCGAUGGCGCCCAUGACGAGGCCAUCUUGGCACCGAUCUACGACCGCCUCGUCACGGGUCUCUUUGCGUGGCUCGAGAAGGCGGCGACGACCAAGCCCAAGUACAGCCACCUCGUGCGCCUCGAAAACUACCAUUUCAUGCACGACAAGCUGACGGCGCUGAGCCUCCACGGCGGCCACUCGGACGUCGUGCUCAAGUACACGCAGCUCGUCUACGAUGAGUACAAUAAGAACUUGGCGGCGUACGCGGCGUGGCUCUGGCGCUGCGAGUGCGACCAAUACAUCGCCAUCUUUGAGUCGAUCGCGCGCUUGCUCUCGAGCGUGCCCGUCGGCGAAGUCCAGUUCCACGUCUCCAAGCACGACGUGCGCAAGACGCUCGAGGCCACCAACCAAACCCUCGAGAAGGCCAUCAAGCACAUUGGUGAUCGGCUCAAGAAGCAUCUGAGCCACAGCCCGAGCAUGGUCACCGUCGUGAGCCAGUCGCUGCAGACGGUCGUGCUCGAGCAGCAUGCCACGUUCGGCGCGAUGGCCAAAGACUGCUACGACAUGGAGCUUGUCCCGUCCAUGGCGCGGCUCACGUCGCUCCUCGCCAAGCUGCCAUGAUGUUGUACGGAUAAAGUAGACCACGUAUCCGUAAGCUCAAAAAUACCGGUGCUUUUCCGCCAA